This is a messenger RNA of Zea mays, 1058 nucleotides long. RefSeq lists its product as uncharacterized. The transcript has 7 exons. NCBI's taxonomy places the organism in Eukaryota, Viridiplantae, Streptophyta, Magnoliopsida, Poales, Poaceae. The record is from RefSeq and is marked provisional. The coding region runs from base 117 to 848 and encodes 243 amino acids. Gene Ontology annotation, molecular function: pyridoxal phosphate binding. Gene Ontology annotation, cellular component: intracellular anatomical structure.
CUCCAAUCUUCGAAGGGUCGAACUAGGCCCGUCAGAGAAUCAGAGCUCUGAGGCUGCUCACAUCAGGCCACCACCAACCCCUCACGUCGGCGGUGGCGUCGUCGGCGAAGGCAGAGAUGGCGUCCGUGGCCGCGGCGGAGGUCGCGGCGGCGGCGCUCCGGUCGGUGCUGUCGCGCGCGCAGCAGGCGGCGGCGCGGGCGGGGCGCGCGCCGGGGUCCGUGCGCGUGGUGGCGGUGAGCAAGACCAAGCCGGUGCCUGUCAUCCGGGGCGUCUACGACGCGGGCCACCGCUGCUUCGGCGAGAACUACGUCCAGGAGCUCAUCGACAAGGCGCCUCAGCUUCCUGAGGAUAUUGAGUGGCACUUCAUUGGGAAUCUGCAAAGCAACAAAGCCAGAGCCCUACUUGCUGGCGUGCCAAACCUUGAUAUGGUUGAGAGUGUCGAUGAUGAGAAGAUUGCUAACCGUCUUGAUCGAGUGGUAGCUGACUUGGGGAGAAAACCUCUUAAGGUUUUGGUCCAAGUCAACACUAGUGGAGAAGAAUCGAAAUUUGGAGUAGAUCCCUCAGGAUGCAUGGAACUAGCAAAGCAUGUCAAACUGAACUGCCCGAACCUUGUGUUCUCUGGUCUGAUGACAAUUGGGAUGCUUGAUUACUCCUCAACCCCUGAGAAUUUCAAGGCGCUGGCUAACUGCCGGGAAGAGGUGUGCAAGGAGCUUGGAAUACCCGAAGAGCAGUGCGAAUUGUCUAUGGGCAUGUCGGCUGAUUUUGAACAAGCGAUUGAAAUGGGAAGCACAAAUGUAAGAGUUGGGUCAACCAUAUUUGGUGCAAGAGAAUACCCAAAGAAGAACUAGGGUGUUUAACUAUAUUUGGUGCCCAAAGAACUAGGGUGCUUAUGCAUUCCUGUCAUGAUGGUAGUGGCACAGAAUCUGCAACAGAUCCAAAUCUGAUGAUGCAUCAUAUAUGUGCAGUUGUGUGCCCAUUCUACUCAGCUUAAAACAUUUUGACACCCUUUUUUGGCCCAAAGUAUCAAUAAGGAAAGUUAAUAAAAAGCAUUAGACCAC